AUGAGUUUUGUCGUGAAACUUCACAGACAUUUUCAACGGACAGUCAUUUUGCUGGCCACUUUUUGCAUGGUGAGCAUAGUUAUUUCGGCGUACUACUUGUACAACGGCUACAAACAGGAAAACGAACUUUCUGAAGUCUCUUCCGAAGUGGAGUGUGGUGAUCCUCAGCUGUUGCCCUACAAGCUGACGGAGACGAAGACGGCGAAGCCCGCCGAUCCCCCGAGGACAGAGCUCGUGGUGCUGGUGUUCGUGGAAAGCCAGUACUCGACCUUAGGCCAGGAUAUCGUAACCGUUUUAGAAUCUAGCCGGUUUCAGUUUCACAUUGAGAUCGCCCCUGGGAAAGGUGACCUCCCGGUCCUCACAGACAGAAACAGAGGCAAAUACGCUCUCAUAAUAUACGAAAAUAUUCUGAAGUACGUGAACAUGGACUCGUGGAACAGAGGCCUUCUAGAUAAGUACUGUAUAGAGUAUGGUGUAGGUGUCAUUGGAUUUCACAAAGGCAAUGAGAACAGCUUGCAGAGCUUUCAGCUGAAGGGCUUUCCUUUCCAUGUCCACAGCAAUCUGGGUAUUAAGGACUGCUGCAUUAACCCUCAUUCCCCGCUGCUCCACGUGACGAAAUCUUCUAAGCUUGAGAAAGGUCCCUUGCUUGGAAACGACUGGGCGGUUUUCCAGAUUAAUCAUACGGCUUAUCAACCUGUGAUAUUUGCAAAAGUGAAGACGCCAGAAAACCUUUCACCACCUGCUGCUCUGAGCACUCUCUAUGCCACGGUAAUUCAUGACCUGGGGCUCCAUGAUGGGAUUCAGCGAGUGCUUUUUGGCAAUAACUUGAAUUUUUGGCUGCACAAGCUGAUUUUCAUAGAUGCCAUCUCUUUCCUCUCUGGAAAGAAGCUCAGACUGUCCUUGGAUAGGUACAUUCUGGUUGACAUAGAUGACAUUUUCGUUGGGAAGGAGGGAACAAGAAUGAACACCAACGAUGUACAGGCGCUGCUUGACACUCAGAACCUUUUGAGAGCCCAGAUUACAAAUUUUACUUUCAACCUGGGAUUUUCAGGGAAAUUUUAUCACACAGGGACUGAGGAGGAAGAUGAAGGCGAUGACCUGCUGCUGAGAUCUGUAGAUGAGUUCUGGUGGUUUCCCCACAUGUGGAGUCACAUGCAGCCUCACCUCUUCCACAAUGAGUCCUCACUGGUGGAGCAGAUGAUCCUCAACAAAAAAUUUGCCUUAGAACACGGUAUUCCAACGGAUUUGGGCUAUGCAGUGGCUCCACACCAUUCUGGAGUCUACCCAGUACACGUUCAACUUUACGAUGCUUGGAAAAAGGUCUGGAAUAUCAGAGUGACCAGCACAGAAGAAUACCCCCAUCUGAAGCCCGCGAGGUUUAGACGAGGCUUCAUCCACAAAAACAUCAUGGUGCUUCCUAGGCAAACUUGUGGCUUAUUCACCCACACAAUUUUCUACAAAGAGUAUCCAGGAGGCCCGAAAGAACUAGACAAAAGUAUUCAAGGAGGGGAGUUGUUCUUCACGGUGGUUCUCAAUCCAAUCAGCAUCUUCAUGACGCAUUUGUCUAAUUAUGGAAACGACCGCCUGGGCUUGUACACCUUUGUGAAUCUGGCCAACUUCAUUCACACCUGGACAAACCUGAAACUGCAAACUCUUCCUCCGGUGCAGCUGGCUCACAAGUAUUUUGAACUGUUCCCUGAGCAAAAGGACCCACUCUGGCAGAAUCCCUGUGAUGACAAACGGCACAGAGAUAUCUGGUCUAAAGAAAAAACCUGUGACCGAUUGCCAAAAUUCUUGGUCGUAGGACCCCAGAAAACUGGUACCACAGCCUUGUAUUUGUUCCUGAUCAUGCAUCCUUCCAUCAUUAGUAACUCCCCCAGCCCAAAAACCUUUGAGGAGGUACAGUUCUUUAAUAGAAAUAACUACCACAGGGGGAUUGAUUGGUACAUGGAUUUCUUCCCCGCUCCUUCUAAUGUCACCUCUGACUUCCUCUUUGAGAAAAGUGCCAACUAUUUCCAUUCUGAGGAAGCCCCGAAACGAGCUGCUUCCCUCAUCCCCAAGGCCAAGAUCAUCACCAUCCUCAUCGACCCAUCCGAUCGAGCCUAUUCCUGGUACCAGCACCAGCGAUCGCACGAAGAUCCCGCAGCUCUGAAAUUCAGCUUCUAUCAGGUGAUCACAGCUGGACCUCGAGCCCCCACUGAGCUUAGAGCUCUCCAGAAGAGAUGCUUAGCACCUGGCUGGUAUGCUACCCAUAUAGAAAGAUGGCUAACUUACUUCCCACCUUAUCAG
Apaloderma vittatum (bar-tailed trogon) is the source of this 2289-nucleotide messenger RNA. RefSeq names its product bifunctional heparan sulfate N-deacetylase/N-sulfotransferase 3. The annotation marks the transcript as partial. The transcript has 10 exons. The record is from RefSeq and is a predicted model, not a curated record. NCBI's taxonomy places the organism in Eukaryota, Metazoa, Chordata, Aves, Trogoniformes, Trogonidae. Gene Ontology annotation, molecular function: heparan sulfate N-sulfotransferase activity; deacetylase activity. Gene Ontology annotation, cellular component: Golgi apparatus.